AUGGCACCGUUUGAGGCACUCUACGGCAGAGCAUGUAGAUCUCCUAUCUUAUGGGACAAGGUCGGUGAACGUCAACUCUUAGGCCCUCAGAGUGUUCAGCAGGAUGCUGAGCUAGUACGAACUAUUAGACAGAGAUUGUUGACUGCUCAGAGUCGGCAAAAGAGUUACGCAGAUAGAAGACGAAGAAUGUUAGAAUUUGCGGUAGGUGAUCACGUAUUUCUUCGUGUUUCACCCAUAAAAGGGGUUAAGAGAUUUGGGUUAAAAGGGAAGUUAGCACCCAGAUUUAUCGGACCUUUCCAGAAUCUUGAGCGGAUUGGUGCUGUUGCAUAUCGACUUGCGUUACCCCCAGCUUUAGCAGGAGUACAUAAUGUCUUUCAUGUUUCUAUGCUGCGGAAGUAUGUUCCGGAUCCGACACAUGUCUUGAAGGAUCUUAUAGUUCCCCUACAGUCUGAUGCGACAUACGAAGAAUUCCCUGUUCGUAUUCUAGAUCGCAAGGAACAUCGGCUGAGUAACAAAUGCCUCCGUCUCGUAAAGAUUGGGUGGCAGCACCACUCUGAUCAAGAAGCAACUUGGGAGCGUGAGGAGGACAUGCGUAUCAGAUAUCCUCAUUUAUUUCCCCCAGAAGUGAAACCGCAGCAUCUCACUCCUCUUCUCCAGCACGAGACCUCCUUCUCCUUCAUCCUCACCAACCAGCAAGAGGGACGCAAGCAACAGCCCUCCCUUCCCUCUCUUCUUCCUUGUUCUCCUGCAUCUGGGCAGCACCACCGGAUCUCCGCCGGAGCUAGCUGUGGUCACGCCGAACUCGCCGAGGUCACUGCAACCAUCAGAGCUCGCCGCAACUUGCUGGAGUUGCCAACAAAGAGGGGAAGAGAACCCUAA
Molecule: messenger RNA, 879 nt
Organism: Zingiber officinale
Lineage: Eukaryota; Viridiplantae; Streptophyta; Magnoliopsida; Zingiberales; Zingiberaceae
Exons: 3
Coding region: 1-879 (292 amino acids)
Source: RefSeq, a predicted model, not a curated record